AUGCCUCGACGGCGAAGAAGCGGGUUCGGUGCGACGUCCGCGUUCGUCGCGGCGACGCUCCUGGCGACGACGCGCGCGAGCGCUGAAGGUCUCCCGCGCGCGCGAAUUCAGAAGAAGUCGAUUCGGACGCACAAAGAGUUCAUCUCUCGCCUCGACGCCGAAAUCUCGCGAUGGAGCUCGAGAUUCGGACGAGAGACGCGCGUGAAGGGUUCGCUCGAGGAGACGAGGCGCACGAGCGCCCCCGACGCCUCGAACGAGGGGGAGGUAUCCGGACACGCGGCUGACUUGGCGAAUUACAUGGACGCGCAGUAUUACGGCGACGUGGAGAUCGGGACGCCGAGGCAAAAGUUUCGCGUCGUGUUCGACACUGGGAGCUCAAAUCUGUGGGUACCGAGCUCGAAGUGCGGGUUUCUGCAGGUACCGUGCGAUUUACACGCCAAAUUUGAUUCGGCGGCGAGCGAGACGUACGAAGCCGACGGGACGCCGUUCGCGAUUCAGUACGGAAGCGGAUCGCUGAGUGGAUUCUUGUCCCAGGACGACGUCACUGUGGGCGAUAUAACGGUCAAGGGACAGUAUUUCGCCGAGGCGACGAAGGAACCCGGAAUCGCCUUCUUAUUCGCCAAGUUUGAUGGGAUCCUUGGACUCGGCUUUGACACCAUCUCCGUGGACAAAGUCAAGCCCGUGUUCUACAACAUGAUGGAGCAGAAGCUCAUCGAUAAGAACAUGUUUAGCUUUUGGCUGAACAGAACUUCAAACGUGGACGGUACGCCGAGCGUCACUGGCGGUGAGCUCGUGUUCGGAGGAUCAGAUCCGAAGCAUUUUGUUGGUGAGCACACGUACGCCCCCGUCACACGCGCGGGAUACUGGCAGAUCAAGAUGGACGAUUUUAAGGUUGCUGGAAGAUCUUUGGGCGUGUGCAAGGGUGAGAACGGAUGUCAAGUCAUCGCUGACACCGGGACUUCGCUUCUCACCGGUCCGGCGGAUGUGGUGAAAAAGAUAAAUGACUACAUCGGCGCUCACUCCAUGUUAGGUGAGGAGUGCCGAAUGUUGAUCGAUCAAUAUGCCGACGAGCUCGUGCGAGAUCUUGAAACAUACACGAGUGAGCAAAUUUGUACCUCAAUUGGUGCGUGUGAUUCACCGGAUACUUCAUCUGAGGAAACAGAGUUCGUCACUCAUCUUGCGAUUGCUCGCAAGUUGCUCCAACGUGUGAGCGAUGAACGCCAUCGCGGUCGUCCUGGGCCGGGUCCGCAUUCUGAAGAUCAUCAUCACCACCAUCGUCACUCUGGCCCGCAUCGUGACCACCACCAUCGUCACUCUGGCCCGCAUCGUGACCACCACCAUCGUCACUCUGGCCCGCAUCGUGACCACCACCAUCGCCACCCGCAUCACAGUCCGCACGGGGAGCUUGGUGUUUCCUUCGAGGGAACGAUUUCGUGCAAGGCGUGUACAACUGUCGUGAAUUAUGCACAGAAUUUGCUGAGUGAAAACGCCACAUCGCGUGUAAUCGCUAGUGAGGUGAAGCGUGUGUGCGAUAUGAUCCCGAGCUACGGCGGUACUGCCGCUGUGGACUGUGAAGACAUCCCACACAUGCCAAACGUUGAAUUUGUCAUCGGUGGCGUUUCGUUCAAGCUCACCCCGGAGCAGUACGUCUUGAAGAUCUAUCAAGACGGUGACCCUCAGUGCGUGAGUGGAUUCAUGGGUAUGGACAUCCCCCCGCCGGCCGGUCCGCUGUGGAUCCUCGGUGACGUCUUCCUCGGCCCGUAUCACACCGAGUUUGAUUACGAAAACAAGCGCGUGGGUUUCGCCCGCGCCGCGUGA
Molecule: messenger RNA, 1818 nt
Organism: Ostreococcus tauri
Lineage: Eukaryota; Viridiplantae; Chlorophyta; Mamiellophyceae; Mamiellales; Bathycoccaceae
Product: Saposin-like type B, 2
Exons: 1
Coding region: 1-1818 (605 amino acids)
Biological process (GO): lipid metabolic process; proteolysis
Molecular function (GO): aspartic-type endopeptidase activity
Source: RefSeq, a predicted model, not a curated record